GUACUUGUCAGCUGUUUGCCUGCCCCCCCUAAAUGGAGACAUGUGCCUUUCCCCAUGUUGUUCCCACCCUCCCUCUCCCUCCCCCUGCAUCUGAGUAUUGCUCAGAAGUGGGCGAAAGAGGAAUCCUUCUUUAUGGGUCCCACGAUGUAGUUGCCUGGUUCAGAUUCUGUGCUAUUCUGAGUAAUGUCCCAGGAGGCAAGAUGCUGGGGAUGGCAUGGCCAACACAGAAAUCUGCUGGAAUGUACAGCAGGCUGGAGAGUCAGAAAACACACCUGAAAAGUAUUUGUCUGCAAUACCAUAUGUAUCUUCUUCUGAACAGUCAUUUCUUUUUCCUUUUGAAGAAUAAGACUGGACUGACCAUCUUCUUCCUAUGUGCUUAUAUACCAAACACAGAGGGAGAUCACUGCAAGUGGACAGAAGUUCUGAAAGAUUUGGAGCAGAUCAAGACAUCCAAAGACAUUGAUGUCAGUUUAUAUACAGCAAACACAGAUGAGGAUAAAGAAUGCCAAGAACCUAUAAUGAGAUGCUUUUUCUUAGAGAUGAACGUGAUUCUUCAUGAAUGUAAUAUCAAAAAUUGUAGUAAAACACAGGAUGUAUACAACAUAUUGAAAAAUGGAAAUGCAAGCUUUAAAAAUGAGAUGCUGCCAGAAAGUCUUCCAGACCAGUUUUUGCACAACAUUUGGGACUCUGAUUCAUAUGCUAGAAUUUGAACAGUACAGCUGGACAACAUUUCUGCAAGGAAAAGAUGUUUACUUCAAAAAAUAUUCACUCACAACUGUUGCUGCGACAUAAACAUAUCCAAGAGAGCUCAGAAAUCUAUUCAUGCCAGAGAUCCUUGUUUGCUGUUUCCUCGUUGUAAGCAGAGUUGCAAGACAAAUUAUUUUUUACUUGAAAACAGUUUCUAACAGAGAAAUUUAUUACAUCUUUAGAUAGUCUUUUAAACAACUUAAGUUACAGCUUUAUUUUUAUACUACUGUUAUCUUGUGAAAACUAUUCUUUGGACAAAUGAAUGUCAAAAAAUGUGUAAUGAAGUAGUUUGAAUUUUUCUUAUGUCCCAGGAUAAUACUGUGUGGGGAUACUAGUACACACAUAGAUUACAUUCUCAUGCUUUCUCAGUACUUCAGGGAAAUUUAUUUAUUUAUUUAUUUUCCCCCUGCAUUCCAAAAAGAAUCACUAGAAUUUUCAAGUGUCACUAUGUAAAAAAAUACCACCAACUUAAAGUUAGUCUGAAAUAGCUCUCUGUUAGUUAACCCAGCAAAGUCAGUUCAACAUCAUAAAUCUCGGCUAUGUCUAAAGUGACUAAGAAUUUUACAGAACACAUUCUCUGUAACAUAAAACUAGACUUUCAAAUACAGGGCAGUCUUUCUACAUAACUUUCUUUUCAAGAUUGCUCAAACACUAUCUGAUAUGUACCAUUAGCAAUAAUUUUACAAACAAAUGUACAAACUCAUUCUUUACAAAUAAAACCAACUUUAUGUUUGA
Molecule: messenger RNA, 1482 nt
Organism: Anas platyrhynchos (mallard)
Lineage: Eukaryota; Metazoa; Chordata; Aves; Anseriformes; Anatidae
Gene: IL15
Product: interleukin 15
Biological process (GO): neutrophil activation; positive regulation of T cell proliferation; immune response
Cellular component (GO): extracellular region
Molecular function (GO): cytokine activity; cytokine receptor binding
Source: RefSeq, a predicted model, not a curated record